UUCUAAUUGUGAUGUAAUUGAAUUUCAAUGAUUUCAUCUAUUUAUAAAUUAAAUCAUAUCAAUAUUUAAUUGACAAGGUCAAUGUUAAUUACUCACCUUGAUUAUAAUGUGACUUAUCUAUGGGAAGACACGAGAAGCUCAACAAUUAACUAAUAAAUUAUCAUCGUAAUUCAACAUUAUCCUAAAUAAUUAGUUGAAAAAUAAAUAACAAUCAUCAUUAACAAUCAAUCAAUAAUCAUUUUGACCAGAACAUAAAAUCAUCUUAAUCCAAUUCAGUCAAAAUAAUGACUCGAGACUCGAGAGGUAAACAGUGUUGGUUUAUUAAGACAAUUAAUGUUGGGUAGAAAAAUGAUUUAGUGAUUGAUUAGAUCGUGAUAUGAAUAACUUAAUUGCUGUUCUGUUGAUGAGAAAAAAACAUUGGCUCAAUUGGAGGAAAAGUUAACAUAUGGAAUUACCAUGUUACCAAUAAUCAUCAUUUUCUCUUGAUAAUAUUUUAUUUAUUUUCUUCUUGGUUCAAGGCCUUCAUUCAUUCUGAUUGUUUAUAGUUACUUAAUUGUUGGAGAAGUUUUUCUUUUUUUUUAAAGAUCAUAUUGAAAAGGAAUCGAUAUUAGAAUGGAGUUUUAGGUCACUUUUCCGCUUUCGAAAUUACCGCUUCAACGAACAAAGAUCAAAAUAUUCUGCUCUUGUUUCCAUUGUUUGGACAAAACUUUCGCUUCUUAAAGUGACAUUUAAAAUCUAUUGUUUGUUUAUUCUUGUGUUUCUCAAUUGAAUAACAAUAAUAAUUAGAUUGUGAUGGACAAUCAGUUUAAUUGUGGUCACUUUUCACUAGGGCAUCAAAGUGGUUUCAACGGUUUAUCAACGAUGGAGAUGAAAGUUGAACCUCAAGGCGAAUCGAUAAACAUGAGUGUUAAUGAAAUGACCAGUCGAUCUUCAUUCAAUGGAAUGGUUCUUUCUGGUCAAUCCUCUGGUACUCUUGAGACACAUGGAAAUGGUUCCAAUCAAAUUUCAAUUAGAGAAAAUUGGAUGAAAAUGAAUAAUCGAAUGGAACAAUUAACUUCUAAUGUUACAAAUUCUGUUCGAGCAAAGAUUCAAUCCAAUGAGAGACCAAAACCUCAUAAACCAAUGAAAAGUAAAAUGAGUCUCUUCAAUAAGAGACAGAAAUUUCUCAUGAGGGAGAUAUUCAAUCGGAACAUUGAACCAGUUCCAUUCGAACACUUUACCGACGUUUUCAACGCUUUUAGAGAUAAAGACGCUCAACUUUUUGAUUUUUCGGACUUUUAUACUUGUUACGAAUUCUAUUUACGUUCAUUGAUAGAGGUUGGAAUUCACAAGUUUCGAAAGAGAAAAACUCCCCGAGAAAGAGACAUAAGGGCAGUUAAAGAAGAGUUGGAGAAGCUUAAAAAAGCAAAACGAGAUUACGAUGAUCGAUCAAUGAUGUUCGACCUCAUGUCACAACUCGAGAUGUCCAACAAUUAGAAGGAAAAUAAACUUCGGAUGACAACAUUUCUUAGCUUGUCGUCAUUUUAUAAUAUUAAGUAAAAAUCAAGUACAAAUUAAAAGUGUAAAUUGGAAAUCAA
Panonychus citri (citrus red mite) is the source of this 1577-nucleotide messenger RNA. RefSeq lists its product as uncharacterized. The transcript has 3 exons. The coding region runs from base 793 to 1476 and encodes 227 amino acids. The record is from RefSeq and is a predicted model, not a curated record. Lineage: Eukaryota; Metazoa; Arthropoda; Arachnida; Trombidiformes; Tetranychidae.